Messenger RNA from Linum trigynum, 2042 nucleotides. NCBI's taxonomy places the organism in Eukaryota, Viridiplantae, Streptophyta, Magnoliopsida, Malpighiales, Linaceae. The record is from the annotation of a GenBank genome assembly.
UUCAACGAUGCGUUUUAGUUUUUUGUGUCACAGACUCACAGAGUUACAGACUUACAGCGUUACUGUGCUGUGCUGGUUGCUUAUUCUGUAGCGCGAGCAAUUUGACGCAGAUAAAUAAAAAACAGAAAAACAGAUCAUCAUUUAUUGAAAAGGAGAAAAAACUAAAAAAGAGAGAGCAGGGAUCGUCCAACGACGGCAACCGCUUUUACUCUUCCCCUGCCGCGUCCGGAAGAAGAAGAAAAAAAGAAAUUUCCCCCAAAUCGCGGAACCAAAAAAUUCCCAGUCCGGCCUGUCAGCCCGCUCGCUCACUCGUUUUGCUUCGAUCCGCCGAUUCGAUCUAUCUGCUCCGUCGCCGGAAACCGGGAAGGAUCUUCCGUGCUCGAGCACCGAGAGAACGGAGGCUGGGGAGUUUGCCGGCGGAGGGAAAUUGGAUAACGAUGGUGGUGGGAUGAGGUGGCGGAGGAGAGCUGGGAGCUGGAGAUGGCGAGAGGAGUGAAAUGGGGAUGUUCGUACAAGAAGACGACUCUCAUCGUUUGCUCCGUCAACAUUGUCAUCGCUCUCUACGUUCUUCGCUCACUCUACGGCUCACUGUACCUCUACUCCAACGAUGAUUUAGCUAACGCUGUGAAGUACACGCCAGAUGAGAUUAGUAAGAUGGAGGAGUCAAUUCGGAUUCGGAGAGCCAGUGAGCCGACGAAGCUUAAGAAAUUGGUGAAAAAACUGAAAUUUGAGUUUGGAGAACGAGACAUAGUGGAAUUGCCGGCGGGUGUCAAACACAAUCUAACGAAUGAGAUUCUCCAGAGAUUGAGAAGUUUGUCUAGUGAUGCCAGUAUCAACCAGCAGCGAGAAGCAGUUGAAAAAUGGCGCAAUGAGAAGCUACUAGAAGUCAAGAAGUCAAUUAAUCUUAAUAGAGGAGGGAAUUCAACUUUUGUUCAGGAAGAAGCUGGAUUGCUGGUAAAAGCCCUGGAAUCUGAUUGGGCAGUGCUCUCGGAGAACAUAGGCCUUUGGAUUCCUGCUGAAGUCACUAAUCCAGAGCAUGAUGAUAGACCAGAGGGUCAAGAGGAGCAAGAAGAAGAAACUUUGCCUGGUCCACCCGUUCCACAAGAAUGCCACGCCGAGCUCCAUACAGAUUAUGAUGGAGUGGCUGUCAGAUGGGGGCUUACCCAUCGUAAAGAAAGUGCUGCUGAUUGCUGUCAAGCAUGCUUGGACCAUGCAAAACGUGCCAAACCGGGUGAAUUGCAGUGCAACAUAUGGGUCUACUGCCCAGCUGAGAAUGGUUGCUACUCGCCUGAUAUUUACGAACACAAGAAUAUGGAGUGCUGGCUGAAAUACGCAGAGAAACCCAAACUGAACUUCAAGGACAGAUACUCCGAAGCGUACAGAAACUCCCACCCCAAUGCUCCAGUGGUCGUUCCCUGGGCUGCAGGGGUCGUCAGAUAGCAGUUCUUCAACCCAAACCCAAUUGGGCGCGUCGCUUACCAUAGACAAAAUUCUUUGACAAAGGUGUGAAGCUGAGGCUCUAAAAUGAUGAACUUCAUAGCACUCUUUUUGUUCUAUUUUCCCCCCUCAGUCUUCCCUUUUUCCUUUGAAAUCAUUUUUGGGCCUUUUUCUAGUUUUUAUGGGGUGAAGAAAGAGAAGGGUGGUUUGCAGGUGGAUCAUCAGAAUCGAUUUUUCGUGCAGAUGACACGGGGUUGAUGUUACCACUAAGCUUCGGAAAAAAAUCGGGGUAACUCUCUUUGCCCCAGUCCAGAAACAUAACACGGGUAUAGACACGAACAGAGGAACCUUGUUUAUGAAUCAGAAGCAGAGUUUAGAUUGAGUUGUAAGUUGGGGAAUUCGUCAGCACUGUAAUAUAGCUUUCUGUCCACUAUUAUUCUCCCGUGUCUCGUCAAUUAUAAAAGUACCCGAGAAUGGAACACAAAAGUCAUCUCUGUUUUCCCAUUAGCCAUUAGAAAGGAAUGAACAAAUAGUCGUUUUCUGGGGCAUGUUCUCUGUAGCAGAAUCAAGUUUCUUGCUCCGGGAAACAAACAUUAUACAAAUCA